UUUGACAAGCCACUCAAAUCGUCAGAUGUUCUUAGCUAGUUUAUUAUGCCUGAAAAUUACAAGAUGGUUGUGGUGUCAAAACAGUCAAACUGAACGUUGGAAAGUAAAAAAGGAAGCACAGGGUAACCCAGCUUGGACGAGGGGACGCUGUAUUGCUUAUUACUCCUAAAAGUUGUGGCGGUGAGGCGUAGCCAUGGACACCAGCAGCUCUCUGGCCAUCCAGAACCUGUUCAGCUACGUGGAGGAGAACAACGUGCCGGCCAUCAAAGCCCACCUGGACAAGUUCAAGGAGGUGGACAGCAGGAGCGAGAAUGGUCAGACUCUCCUCAUGAUGGCAUCAGAGCAGGGCAGCCUAGAGAUGGUCCAGGAGCUCCUCAGGAGGGGAGCCAAUGUCAAUCUGGAUGACGUGGACUGCUGGACGGCGCUGAUCUCGGCGGCUAAGGAGGGCCAUGUGGAGGUGGUGAAGGAGCUGCUGGCCAACAAUGCCAGCCUGGAGCACCGGGACAUGGUAGGAGAGUGGGUGUGGGGGUUAUCAGAAGGGCUAUCAGGGUGGCUGACAGGGGGUGCUCAGAGGGAUGAGAUGAAGAAUUUUGCUGGGCAGCAGAUUGAACCUCUGUUCCAGUUCUCCUGGCUGGUGGUGUUCCUCACGCUGCUGCUGUGUGGCUCUGUAGCUCUGGUCCUGGGCUUCACAGUCACCCACCGCCUGGCCAUCGCCGUCUCCCUCAGCCUCCUCGCCCUGCUCUACGUCUUCUUUGUGUUGGUGUACUAUGGAGGUCAUCGUGAGGGGGAGAACUGGAACUGGGCGUGGCUCCUCAGUACCCGUCUGGCCCGUCAGGUGGGCUACCUGGAGCUGCUUCUUAAACUCAUGUUCGUCAACCCCCCCGAGCUGCCUGAGCAGACCACCCGCGCCCUGCCUGUCAGGUUCCUGUUCACAGACUACAACCGUCUGUCCAGUGUGGGAGGAGAGACGUCUAUGGCAGAGAUGAUAGCCACUCUGUCUGACGCCUGUGAGAGGGAGUUUGGCUUCAUGGCCACCCGCCUCUUCAGGGUGUUCAAGAACGAGGAGAACCAAGGUAAGAAGUGGAAGAAGACGUGCUGCGUGCCCAGCUUCAUGCUGUUUGUCGUGACUCUGGGCUGCCUGAUCACAGCCAUGGCGCUGCUGGCCAUCUUCAAGGUGCAACAUGACAACCUGACGUUGAACGCGGUGCUGAUCGCCAUGGCCAGCGUGGUGGGCCUGGCCCUCCUGUUGAACUGCAGGACUUGGUGGCAGGUGGCUGACUCCGUCCUCAACUCUCAGAGGAAGAGGCUGCACAGUGCCGCCAACAAGAUGCACAAGCUCAAGAGCGAGGGCUUCAUGAAGGUGUUGAAGCAGGAGGUGGAGCUGAUGUCAAAGAUGGCCAAGACCAUCGACGGUUUCACCCAGAACCAGACCCGCAUGACGGUCAUCAUCGACGGCCUGGACGCUUGCGAGCAGGACAAAGUGCUGCAGAUGCUCGACACGGUGAGGGUGCUGUUCUCCAAAGGCCCCUUCAUCUCUAUUUUCGCCAGUGACCCCCACAUCAUCAUCAAGGCCAUCAACCAGAACCUGAACAGCGUGCUCAGGGACUCCAACAUCAACGGCCACGACUACAUGAGGAACAUCGUCCACCUGCCUGUCUUUCUCAACAGCCGAAGUCUUAGUACCACCAGGAAGCUGUGCAUGGCCGCCCCCACUCCCAACGGAGACCUGGUCAACCCUGAGGGAUGGCAUGAGGAGAUGGACAGGAAGCUAUCCUUGAACAGUCUGGGGGAUCAGGCCAAGUUUGGCAGCAAGACAGCCCUCAACCGCAGAGACACAUACCGCAGGAGGCAGAUUCAGAGGACCGUCACCAGACAGAUGUCCUUUGACCUGACCAAGCUGCUGGUCACUGAGGACUGGUUCAGUGACAUCAGCCCCCAGACCAUGAGGAGGCUGCUCAACAUUGUGUCUGUCACAGGUCGUCUGCUGAGAGCCAAUCAUAUCAUCUUUAACUGGGACCGUCUGGCGUCAUGGAUCAACAUGACGGAGGAGUGGCCCUACAGGACCUCCUGGCUCAUCCUCUUCCUGGAGGAGACCGACGGCAUCUCAGACCAGGUCACUCUGAAGACCAUCUACGAGAGAAUCUCCAAAAACAUCCCCACCACCAAAGACGUGGAGCCCCUGUUGGAGAUCGACGGGGACAUCCGCAGCUUCGAGGUGUUCCUGUCCUCGCGGACACCCGUUCUCAUGGCGCGCGACGUGGAGAUGUUCCUUCCCUGCACCGUCAACCUGGACCCCAAACUCCGCGAGAUCAUUGCAGAUGUCCGUGCUGCCAGGGAGCAGAUGCACAUUGGAGGAGUGGCCUAUCCCACGCUGCCCCUGCAGGACGUGCCAGCCCGCGCCCCCUCCUCUUUCGGCCAGCACUCGGCUGCCUGCUCCCCCACAGGCUCCUACGUUGGUUCCCUGCCCCCCCCAGGGCUUGUGCCCCCCCAGCCCCACAGCAGUUACUACAGCAUGCCUGCCCCCCAGCACCCCUUCUACACCCGGCCCUAUUUUCCCAAUCAUGUGUAUCACCUUCCCCGGCAUCAAUACAGCUCCCAUCUUCACCCUGCCCCGACCCAAUCACGCCCUUCCUUCAAAACAGGCUACCCCAGGGACCCCAAUGGGCUUGAUGUAAUUGCUGAGGAUCCCAGAGAGGGCCUCCCCUCCCCCACUACCACUGACCCCCCUAUGGGUUCUGCCUCUGGGGUAUCGGGAACCCCUGUGGUACUCCUCAGCUCUCUGAACACGGACGCAGUGUGUGAGCGCGUCAAACAGAUCGCCGGCAUGGACUCUAGCAUGCUGGGCCAGUAUACCGCCACUAUCAAGAAGGCCAAUGUGAAUGGCCGGGUGCUGUCUCAGUGCAACCUGGAAGAGCUGAAGAAUGAGAUGAGCAUGAACUUUGGGGACUGGCAGCUCUUCAGAGGGAUGGUGAUGGAACAGCGUAAUGUGGAGGGCCAGGCCCUGCAGGAUGAGUCACGUGCAGCCAGCGAGCAGGGCAGCAGCGUGGUCAACAUGGAGACGGCCAGGCACCAGGGCCAGGGAGCUCCCCAUGAGGUGGGCGACUACAUAUUGAACCUCAGCUUCGAGGAGCUCAGUAACAUGGGCUUGAGCCUGGAGGAACCCACCCAGACACACAGAGAGACAACACAGCACUGGCCCAUGACGGCCACCCACCAUACCCCGAGUAUGUCCAGCCUCAACUUACAGGAGUCAUCCAACGACAUCUGCAAGCUUACAGACAAGCAGCAGGCAGAGUACCGCGAUGCCUACCGUGAGUACAUCGCCCAGAUGACCCAGCUAGACGUGGCCGGAGGCGGGGGAGAGAAGUCUGUCCAGCCCCACCUGGGCCAGUUCCUCCAAUACCGAGAUGCCAGAAACCCAGAGGAGAAUGCCAAAGACGGUUCCGAGAAGGAUGUCCGUAAGCCCUCUUUCCCUACCAAGAGAGGUGCUAAAGCCACGGACGUGGUUGACACUGAUGUGCCCCUGGACCCCAUCAGCGAAGAGGAUGAGAAGCUUGACGCCUCUAAAGCAGGCAGUUCCAAGGUAAAGGGACCAGGGCCUCGCUACCACAAGGUUCCCAGCAACGAGGAGGAGGGGUCCGGGCCGGAGGAAUCAGAAAACACCCCUUUGCUCAACAACGGGGGUGCCCAAGCGCCCAGCAACAUCGCCCUAAACAAGGACUCGUCCGACUCGGGUGUGAGGUCUGGCGAGAGCUCCUCAGACCACUCCCUGGAGGAAGUGUUAGUGGAAGCAGAAGAGGAAGGGGUUAAUAAAUUGGAACUGGAGAGUCUAGUCAAGAAGAGGGGCCUGCUGCCCGGCAGUCUGAGCGGCCUUCAGGAUUCCACUAUCACCCGCAUGUCCAUCUGCUCUGAGGCCCCGUCCGAGGGCAGCCCAAUGGCCUCCAGUCCCGACGAAACCUGGUUCCGCUCCAGCUCCUCCGUGAGUAACCUCAACCGCACCCCCAGCACCACCACGCUCAACAACAACAGAAACAGCAGCAACAACGCUGCCACCAACAACACUAGCCAAGACAACCAAGACACAGAGAGCUCCACCCCAGUUCUCAUCACCCCAGGCUCCAGCACCGGCUCUACCUCCACCACGAGGCCCGUCCACAACCAGAACCUGUGUGGGAUCAUCCAUAAGAGGCCGCUGGGCACCGGCGAGACCCUCAAAGUCUGCACAGGGGCCCCUGACGCUAUUUUCUUGGAGGAUGAGAGAGAGAGUGUCCUGUGAGAGGGGCUCGGGCCUUUUUGGAAGAGGUACCAUAGAUGUUUGAUGUUGUGAUGUGCUACAAAAAUAAAUGCCUUUUACCAAUUCUGUGUUACAUUGAUAUGGAUGGCAAUCAAAACAGGCCUAUUAAUCUGUGACUUCGUUUAAAAAAUAUUUGAGAGAAGAAGUUGAUAUGCGGAUCAGUAAACAUCAAUUUACAUGAAGAGAAUCACAUUUUUGUCCAACCUUAGAAAUAUUAAAUCAUUUGGGUUGAAGAAAUUCAAUGUCCUGAAACGAUUUUGUGAAAUCAUUUGAAAGUUAAUGACCAUGACAUCAGACUAAAAUGGAAUAUACGUCAAAUUGAAAUGGCCCUCUAAUUCAAUUAAGUGUGCUGUCAUGUUCACUUUGGCUGUUACUAAAUAAUGGUAGUGAAUUGUUAAAUAAUGGUAGUGAAUUGUUAAAUAAUGGUAGUGAAUUGUUAAAUAAUGGUAGUGAAUUGUUAAAUAAUGGUAGUGAAUUGUUGGAUAAUGGAAGUGAAUUGUUGGAUAAUGGUAGUGAAUUAUGGAGUUGUGUUUAUGAAUGUUGUGUUGUGGUGGUGACAUUACAGUACAGUGGUGUGUGUUGGUGCAAUGUGUUCUGUACUUUGGUUACUGAACUCUGAGUUGGCUUUAUGUGCUUGAAAACAAAAUAAGUUUUCCUAAUUUCUAGCUAUCAAGUACCUGUUAAUUUAUGUAGCGUGGCUGUGGAUUGGCGUUCCGACUGAAAGGUCUAUUUCCCCAAGAAUAUACUGAUAUUUUGUGGUAUAAUUUAAAAAAUAUUUGAUCUCUUUAGUGUGAACAGUGAUGUGGUAAACCUGAGUUUCCCAUGCACUACGGAUGUCCAUCCCAGGUUCUGAACCUUUUCCAGAGUGCACUACGGAUGUCCAUCCCAGGUUCUGAACCUUUUUCAGAGUGCAUUGUGAAGCCAUGUAUUUGUGAAAUAAAGACAUAUUCUCUGAA
Molecule: messenger RNA, 5250 nt
Organism: Oncorhynchus masou masou (cherry salmon)
Lineage: Eukaryota; Metazoa; Chordata; Actinopteri; Salmoniformes; Salmonidae
Product: kinase D-interacting substrate of 220 kDa B-like
Exons: 23
Coding region: 194-4276 (1360 amino acids)
Molecular function (GO): protein kinase regulator activity; PDZ domain binding
Source: RefSeq, a predicted model, not a curated record